CGCGCGCCCUGAUGGCGGCGGGGCGGCCCCUCACGGCGGGGCCGGGCGGCCAUGGAGCACAUCAGCACUCCCAAGGUGGAAAACGUGAAGCUGCUGGAUCGCUACGCCAGCAGGAAGGCAGCGAGCGGGACCCUGUACCUGACAGCCACACACCUGAUCUACGUGGAUGCCUCUGCUGAAGUCAGGAAGGAAACAUGGAUCCUGCACCACCACAUCUCCAGCGUGGAGAAGCUGCCCCUGACCACGGCUGGGUACCCCCUGCUCAUCCACUGCAAGAACUUCCACGUGGCUCACUUUGUGAUUGGGCAGGAGAGGGACUGCCACGACGUGUUCACCUCCCUGCUGAAGCUCUCCCAGCCAGUGAAACCCGAAGAACUUUAUGCUUUUUCUUACAACCCUAAAAUGUCCAAAGAGAGCCGGGAGAUGGGCUGGAAACUGAUUGAUCUGAAACUGGAUUACCAGCGCAUGGGGAUCCCCAACGACUGCUGGGAGAUAACAGAUAUUAACAAGGACUAUGAGGUUUGCAGCACAUACCCUCCUGAGAUCGUGGUGCCUCGAGCUGCCACCAAGGCCGUGGUGAUGGGAAGUUCAAGGUUCAGGAGCCGAGGGCGGAUUCCGGUGCUUUCUUACUUGUACAAGGAAAACAAUGCCGCCCUGUGCCGCUGCAGCCAGCCCCUGGCCGGGUUCAGCGCGCGCUGCCUGGAGGACGAGCAGAUGCUCCAGGCCAUCCGAGAGGCCAACCCCGGCUGCCCCUUCAUGUAUGUUGUAGACACGAGGCCAAAGUUGAAUGCCAUGGCCAACAGAGCUGCUGGGAAGGGCUAUGAGAAUGAAGAUAAUUAUGAAAACAUUCGUUUUAAAUUCAUUGGCAUAGAGAACAUCCAUGUGAUGAGGAGCAGCCUGCAGAAACUGCUGGAAGUGUGCGAGAUGAAGUCUCCCUCCAUGAGCGAUUUCCUGACGGGGCUGGAGAACUCAGGCUGGUUACGGCACAUCAAGGCUGUCAUGGAUGCAGGUGUCUUCCUGGCCAAGGCUGUGAGGGAGGAGAGGGCCAGCGUGCUGGUGCACUGCUCCGACGGCUGGGACCGCACGGCCCAGGUCUGCUCCCUGGCCAGCCUCCUCCUGGACCCCUUCUACAGGACCUUCAAAGGCUUCAUGGUCCUGAUAGAAAAGGAGUGGAUUGCAAUGGGCCACAAGUUCUCACACAGGUGUGGCCACCUGGAUGGGGACCCCAAGGAGGUGUCCCCUGUGUUCACACAGUUUGUGGAGUGUGUGUGGCAGCUGAUGCAGCAGUUCCCCUGCUCCUUCGAGUUCAGCGAGCGCUUCCUGCUGGAGAUCCAUGACCACGUCUAUUCCUGCCAGUUUGGCAACUUCCUGGGCACCUGCCACAGGGAGAGGGAGGAGCUCAGAAUCUUUGAGAAGACCCAUUCCCUGUGGCCUUUCCUCUUACAGAGGAAGCAGGAGUUGAGAAAUCCUUUGUACAGAGGAUUUACAGCUUACAAAGAGCUUCAACCAAACACUCUACCUUUCAGUUUCCAGUUCUGGUGUGGGAUGUACAACCGCUUUGACAAGGGCAUGCACCCCAAGCAGAGCGUGCUGGAGCAGCUGCUGAGCUGCCUGAGGCACAGCGUCACCCUGGAGGACAGCGCGGCGCGGCUGGAGAACAAACUCCCUAUCCUGGACGGCCCCUUGCCCAGCAAAGGCUGCACCUCACCCAAGGCAGGAGCUGCUGCUGCCAAAGCCCCAACUCCUCCUCAGGACUGUGCAGAGGGAGCAGCCCCUGUGCUGAGCAAUGGCCCCUCCCUGGGGCAGCAGAAGCACAAGGAGAGCCCAGCCCAGCCCCAGGAUCCCGGAGCCUCCAGGGAGGAUGGGCAGGCUCAGCACCAGGGAUGAGCUCUGGAGCUGCUGGGAGAAGCUCUGGGGAGCUGCUGCAGCCCCCAUUUGCAGCUCAGUGUGAGUAGGGGUGUGCAGGGCUGGGGAGCAGCUGCUGGGGGACACCCCCUGCAGCUCAGGUGAUGCAGAGCUUCCAGGAGCCUGCCUGGCAUUCCUGGGAACUUGGUUUUCAGUGGCAACACGUGCAUUUCUGAGGGUUAGGGCUGCCUGCCAGCUCUGCUGUUUGAGGCUGGAAGAAAUCUUGCCAAUUCCACGAGGAGCUGGGCAGUAACUGCAGGAGGAAGGAUGCAAAUCCCUCUGUUCUCAGUGGUGGUCCAAGGUCAUCUUAAAACAAGAAAAAAUUUCAGUCCGUCUUCAAAUGAUAAAAACCCCCCAACCUUUCUUAGCUGUGAAUGAAUCUCUGCAUGGACCCUUGCCUUGUAGCAGAACUGAUCCAUGUUUUGUUUCCUAUGCAUAUUUGUUACACAAAACCAAACCCCCUGUGCCUUCUCUGAGACUGUGUCCAUGUCCAGCCAGGCCACUGCAGGUUUUGUGCUGGAGUUUGCAGUGUGCUCUUGGUCCUGUCUGUAGUCAGUGUUUGUGAGAGGUUUUCUUCUGCUGCAGCUUCUCCAGGGUUUUUGCUGUUCCUCUGAGUUCAGCAGCUUUUUCCAAGCUGACCUCUUGAAGAGCCAGCUUUUAUGGACCUCCUUUAUUGAUGGGAGUGCAGAGCCAGCCCAUAACACAUGGAUUUGUGAUAAGAGGGAGGAUUGGAAAUGAGGAAAGGCAGCAGAACAUUUAUGUGGAAUUUUUCUCUCUUAUUUUAUGAUCUUUGUUAAACUGAAGCAAGAGAGUAACUCUGUUCCAAGCUGGAAUCAUUGAUGAGACAGCAGUUACAGAUGGGGCUGUGUUCUGGUAUUGAAAUGGGGCCUGAAAUGAUAAAAUCACUUGCUGACUGAUUCUAGGGAAUGUUCACAUUCCAGGAACUUUAGGGAUGUUUUGUCUGUCUCAUGAACAGUAUCUCAUGGCAGUGAACUUGGGAAGAAACAGAAGAAGCAAGAACUUCUCUCCCAGGGAUUGGGUGUCACAAAUGAGUGCUUGAAGGUCACCCAAAGAAUCCUUGGGAGAGGCAUCAACAGAAGCAGGUUUGAUGUAAAAAAGUGUGACCAAAUUCAUUUGCAAGGUUCACUCUGUUAUUUAUUAAAUGGUUAAAGCACACAGAGAAAAACUAAAAUAGAAAAUCAGGCAAUCUAAAACUACAAUCAGCCAGCAUGGAGGCUGGGGAUGGACAAGGGUCAGGACGAAAUGGAAUGAAAUUAAAUAAAAUUAAAUGAGGAAGAUUCUCCUCUUGAGUCACAGGGUUCAGAGUGGAGCAUCCUCCCAGACUGAGCCCUGGAAUUACCAACAGUUCAGGCCUAAAGGUUUCCUGGAAUCAGAGAAUCAGUAGCAGCACUUGAACUCAACAGCAGAGGAUCAGCAGGUAAGGAAUUGAACAAGGGGUUUAUGAAGAAUUCCCUAUAAGCACAACAGGAGCUCCCUUAGAGGCUGAACUCACAAAUCCAAAGUACUCCAUAGUUCAGGAGAGCAGCAUUCCCAGUGCUUUGGCUCUGGCACAGCCCCAAGGACCAGGUCCAGGUGUAUCCCUGGGAGAAAUUCCCCUCCAGUUCCUUGUUUACAGAGAGCUGCUUUUAUCAGAGUCACUUUCCAGCCUGGCUGCAAUUUGGGUCAAUAUCUUCCUUGGAAAGGUCAAUAACAAAAAUGUUCCACUUGCCUUGUUAUUCAGGCAAGAAAAAUCAGAUUCCAGGGCUGGUGGCUAAACCCAGGAGUUUGUACUCCAGCCCUGGGAGCAGCCAGUGUUCCUGAUAAGCUCAGGGUGCUGCUUAUCAAGGUCAGGGCCUGAGGACAUUUCUGAGCUUGUGGUGAGGCCUUGGGAGUUUGGAGGAUUCCCCUCCCCAGGAAAGCUGUGCCACUGUCCUUGUUGUGUGCUGGAUUGCACAGAAUCCUCCUGUGCAGCUCUUUUCAGGAUGCUGCUCUGCCCUCUUCUCAAGCUAUUGUUUCAAUUAGGUGCUGCCAUUAAGUUUUCAAAUCAGAUUUGCUCUUUUAUAAAAAGUUUGGAAGCCAAGUGAAAAUAUUUGAGCCUUCCCAAUCUCCAGUGAAAGCAGAAACAUUCAGUUGUAACAGCAGAAAGUGCAAUAACUCUGCUCAUGUGCUUUUAACCCAUGGUGAAAUCACUGGGUGGAUCCAGUAUCCAAAAGCCAACCCAAACCUCCCUGAGUGGCUGUUCUGGGUAAGAAAAUACCUAUUUUAUAAAGCACAUGAAAGAUCCAGGGAAAAAGAGAGCACAGAGUUUCUCCACUGCCUGGAAUGGCAAAGAGGAAGUUUUUUAGCAUUGAGAGUUUGUCAGACUUAAAUAAAGUUGUUGUCAAGGAAGGAGUGGGAGCUACAAGAUUGAUUGAUUAAAAAUGGAACACUGGAAAUACUGACCCAGGUGUGACUGAUGGAUCAGCCCUGUCUUUUCUUUCCAAGGGGUAAUGGGCAACACCCAUCCCCAAAUCUGAGAGAAAAUGGGGCAUGAAGCCAAGACAGGCACUUUUUAGGACCAGUUAUUCUAUGGAUCAUCAGUUCUUUGAAUAUCUUUAAUAAAUUCUCUAAUUUUCAUUAGAGAUCUAAAACUGGAGAGGGUUUUGAUUGACUACUGAAGGACUUAAAAGUGGCAUUGGUUAAUUAUUGUACAAAUCCAGCUUGCAGAAGGCUCCUGGAUAUGUUUGUAUGGUGCUUUGCCUUUGGAAUUGCCAUUGGAGGAGUUUAAUACUCUUGCCUUGUUCAUAGAAAAUGUUGUCUCCACAAAACUCCAAUGUUACUACAAGUGUGUACAACCACCACCAGGUUACUCAGUGUUGUAAGCUUGGAGUAAUCUUGCUGCUUUUAACUCCAGUGGCAAAACAGAGCCAAACCCAAAAAUUAAUGUCUUUUAAACCUCUUGGCUUUCAUGUGUGCAGGCUGCAGUGUAUUAAAAGCCUUUCAUGCUGAUGCUGGAAUUUAGGGGCUGGAAAAGAUUCCAGGGUUUCCUCUUUUUCCACGAGCCUGUGGUUUGAAAACCAAUGAAGGAGAAGCUUUUUGGUUUUGGUGGCAGCUCUGGGCUGUUUGGAGAGCAGAAGUGAGGAGGUGCUCAGAGCUCUGCAGUGUCCUGAGCUCAGCUGGGAUCUGCUGCCCAGGAAAUCUGUGUUCCCUACCCUGGAGCAUCCUCUGCUCCCUGGAAAUGUGGGAGGAAUGGAGGAGCUGUUACUGCUAUUGGGAAUCUGCUGCUGCUGGGGAAAGUUCCUUCUACUGAUUGAUUCCUAGGGGAGCAGCUGUGCUUUGUGAGGUCAGAAAUCCUGCUCUUAUUUGGAGCAGUGCAGUUCUUUCCAUUUGGAUUCCUGUCACUGGGAGAACUGGGAGGGAAGAGGGAUCUGAUUUGCUGCAGAUGGGCUCUGCUUGUGGAAAACUCUGCCUUUUCUGGAGCUGCUCCUGCCUCACCAGGACAUUCCAUGGCUUCUCCAGGACAUUCCAUGGUUUCUCCAGGACAUUCCAUGCCUUCCUGCCUUUUCCCAGUGUCUCCUGUGCUACAACCAGGUGUAACCUUGUAGUGGCCUGUCAUACUCUGUGUUAAAACUCCUACUCUGAAGCACAAGAGGGACUUGUGGAGCUUCAUUUGAAAUGUCUUAAAUGUGAACUUUGUUCUGUGGAUUCUUAAAUUGGGGUUUCCUUUUGCUGUUGUCACCUGUGGGAGAGAAAAUCCAAUUGGUGCUGUUUGCUCUGCAGGGAAAAAAGUGGGAAUAAUUGGGUUGUCCAUAGUUUUAGUUCUCCAUGGCCUCUUUGGGGGUGAGGAAAAGCAGUUUGUAAAAGCUUUUAGGUCUGCCUUGGUCUGUUCUUGUGCUUAGUGAUUGCCUUUCCAAGUUAAUUCCUUGGAAUAAAAAUCCACCUGCUCUGAUCCAGAGCCAUCCUGGCUGGGCUGGAGGAGGAGGAGAUGGGCUUGGAGGGAGCUGGGGACCUUCAGGAAGCUUCCCCAGCCGUGCAGAGUGGGAUUUGGCAGGAGCUGAAGGUGCCCAGAGCUCCACAGGAUCUCCAGGUGGGAAUGUUGGUGUGGAGCAGCCCUGGGGUGUUGUUUCCAUCACCUCUGGGAGCAGAGAGCCCUCAGAGGUGCUCCCAAAGCUGAGGCAGCCCCAGGAAAAGCCUUGGAAAGGGAAGAGCUCCUGUUGAGGCUCCUUCAGCUCCUGCAGACCUGGCCUUGGGCAGCUCAGAGGAAUUUCUUGGCAGGAUGCAGUGCUGGGUACCCAGGAGUGACCAGGAGCAUUCCAAAGGGUUUUCCUCUCCUCCCACCCCUCUGCUCUGUGCUGGGCUUGUUUUAUAGGCACCUCUCCCAGCUAUUCCUGGUUUCCAUCCUUCCCUCAUGCACAUCCAGCCAUUCCCUGGGGGAAGAACCUGCUCUGCAUGUCCUAUUUGUGUUUAAUUAUCACCCAGCACUUGAUUAAUUAGCUGAGGAAGCAGGGGAUGGUAAAACCUGUGCUUGGGACCAGGCAGCCAGGUGGGCCAUUCAUUAGGGCAGGUUUGCUAAUGACAUUAAUUAAUGUGACCCCCUGGGAGCUGCAGGAGCAGGGCAGGACCAAGGGGUUGGUUUUAUAUCAUUUCUGUAUUCCCAUCUAUUUAAUGUAGCAGAAACUACUGGAGUAACUCAGCACUGGAUCCCAUCCUCUGGCUGGAUUUUCCUUGGCAUCCCCAACCUGAUCCUUGUAGGAAUGUCCCUAAAACUGUGUCUAGUGCUGGCUGGGAAUGUCCCUGUGGCUGUUUGUGUCUGUGUCACUGCUGGGGGACAUUUGUGGGGGGAGAGCCCCAGUUUGUGCCCCGAGGGCUCUGUGGGGCACUUCAGUUCCUGCACUGCUUGAAGCUGAUCUUGUCUAGAGGAGAAUUGUGUCUUUUCUGUUUGUCCCAUGGAGUCUCUCUUGGAUUGCAGGUAUUUUUAUUCCCUACAAAAAUAAACACUUGGCCUUUUUAAAGGAAGUGGCUGCUCUGUUUAUUGGGUGG
Camarhynchus parvulus is the source of this 6924-nucleotide messenger RNA. It is a transcript of the gene MTMR8, whose product is annotated as myotubularin related protein 8. The transcript is spliced from 14 exons. The record is from RefSeq and is a predicted model, not a curated record. Gene Ontology annotation, molecular function: phosphatidylinositol-3,5-bisphosphate phosphatase activity. Gene Ontology annotation, cellular component: nuclear envelope. Gene Ontology annotation, biological process: negative regulation of autophagy; dephosphorylation. Lineage: Eukaryota; Metazoa; Chordata; Aves; Passeriformes; Thraupidae. The coding region runs from base 52 to 1887 and encodes 611 amino acids.